Messenger RNA from Linnemannia hyalina, 603 nucleotides. NCBI's taxonomy places the organism in Eukaryota, Fungi, Mortierellomycota, Mortierellomycetes, Mortierellales, Mortierellaceae. The record is from the annotation of a GenBank genome assembly.
AUGGAUAUUGCCUCCCAAGCUCAGUCCACUCGGCCCCUCGACAACUUUGCUAUCGAUUUUUUCGCCAACGUCACUGACCCCACUGCAAGGCAAACAGUGGCAGACUUUAUCCAAAUCAUGCGCAGUAAUUUGGCCAACAACGCCAGAGAAGUACAAGAGCUUCGCAACAGCAACUAUCUCCGCGCCAAGGGACUCCAGCCUGUACCGGAGAAGAAGAAAGGCGUCAGCAUCUCUCAAGAGGUCAUCAAAGCCAACAUCAAAGCAGUAGAGGAAUAUGCCAAGGCUCUCCCCGCCAAGAAGCCAGCCAACGGAGGAUCGGGCCGAGGAGGCAAAGGCCAUCGCGGCGGCGGCCGCGGUUGGGGCGGCAACAACUUUCAAUACGGCCAGCAACAGCGACCCCAGUACCAACAGCAAUACCAGAAACAUUCGCAAUACCAACAAUACGCUCCAGCGUAUCCUCCAGCGCCCCCGCAGCAGCAACAACAAUUUGCCUUCCCGAACCAAGGCUUCAACGAUUGGAACGGCCAUGGACAGUUCCAAGGACAGGGUUUUCCCAGGGGCAACCGCGGACGGGGACGCGGCCGAGGCCAGAGCUCCCAAUAG